Messenger RNA from Paramecium pentaurelia, 237 nucleotides. NCBI's taxonomy places the organism in Eukaryota, Ciliophora, Oligohymenophorea, Peniculida, Parameciidae. The record is from the annotation of a GenBank genome assembly.
AUGGAAUUAACAAAUAAUAUUGUGAAUUAAGAUUAGAUAGUAGUUCAAAAUAUAAAAAGAAAGGACAAAGCUGGGGUAGAAAUUAUGAAGGGACUUAAGAAACACAAAAUAACAUUUGUCGAUGAAAUAGAGAAAGGGAAAGAAAUUCAAACUGUAAUUAUAGUAGAAUGUUGGAAAAAAUAUAAUUAUGUUUCUCCUGAUACUGAAGUGGCAGAUGAAUGCUGUUAGCUUAUUUGA